This is a messenger RNA of Thlaspi arvense, 1298 nucleotides long. Lineage: Eukaryota; Viridiplantae; Streptophyta; Magnoliopsida; Brassicales; Brassicaceae. The record is from the annotation of a GenBank genome assembly.
CACCAACUUCUCUUAUCUCUUUGUAUAAACAGAAAAAACAAUAACAACAAGAUACAAUAAUGGCGGCCGCAACUAUGUCUUGGGACGAUGGGAUGCACAUGAAGGUGAAGAGAGUGCAGGUUACAUAUGAAGAUGUGAUCAACUCCAUAGAGGCUGAGUAUGAAGAUGACCAAAAUCCCAAGCGUCACGGCAAUCCUGGCAGGAAAUCUGACGGCGUGAGCUUGAGCCCAGACGAGUACAUAACAGAUGUUACUGGCUACUACAAGUCUUCGGGUGCUGAAGAUGCUGUAGCAGCACUGGCUUUUAAGACCAACAAAACCGAAUAUGGGCCUUACGGAAACAAAACCGGGAACCAAUUCUCCAUCCAUGCACCCAAAGAUAACCAGAUCGCUGGUUUUCAAGGAAUCAGCAGCAAUGUUCUCAACUCCAUCGACGUCCACUUUGCUCCUUUACCAUCUUCCGUUUCCUCUUCAUCCCCAUCUUCGGCUUUGGGCCAAGCCAACAAAGUGGAGGCCCAAGGUGGGAAAGGAGGAACACCAUGGGACGAUGGUGCUCAUGAACAUGUAAGAAAAGUGUACGUUGGACAAGGUGAUUCUGGUGUCACUUACGUCAAGUUCGAGUACGAGAAGGCCGGUAACAGGGAAACACGUGAACACGGAAAGAAGACCUUGCUCGGAGCAGAAGUGUUUGAGGUUGAUCCAGACGACUACAUCACAUCAGUGGAGGUGCAAUCGGACAGGAUCUUUGGGGACGACACGGACGUUAUCACCUGCUUAAUCUUCAAAACAGCCAAAGGCAAAACCUCACCACCUUUCGGACUCGAGGGUCCGCAGAAACACGAGCUCAAGGACAGGAAAGGUGGCAAAGUUGUUGGAUUCCAUGGACGAGUAGGCGGCGAGCUUCUUAAUGCUCUUGGAGCUUAUUUCGCUCCUCCUUCGUCUGCCGGUGGUACUGCUUCGGCCACUAAGCCAGCUGGAUCAGCUGCCGGUGCCAAGCCCAUUUCCAAGUAGUGGAUUUAAGAGUAUGUGUUCGUUAACGAGUCCCGGUCUAAAUAAAAAACGAGCUAUAUAUAAAAAAGCUGUGGUUUAGAAAUUGUCAUUGUACGUGUGUAAACGGUAAGUGGAAUGUUUGAAUAAGGUCUUUCGCACUAGUUCGGUUUGUGUGCUUAUGUUGUUGUGGAGUUUGUAACACUGUUAAUAACAUGUACCACAAAAUAAAAUCUUGGUUAUCUUGUGAUGUAAUUGCGAAUCUGUGAUAUUUUUAUUAAUUUCAACCAGUUUUCUUUUAUCGAAAAAAUC